Molecule: messenger RNA, 315 nt
Organism: Mesocestoides corti
Lineage: Eukaryota; Metazoa; Platyhelminthes; Cestoda; Cyclophyllidea; Mesocestoididae
Source: the annotation of a GenBank genome assembly
AUGAACAUUAUCUCUGUAAGCGAUUUCCCAACUUGUGUGAUUACUAGGGGCACUUUCGCGAAGAAAAUCAAGCGAGGGAAAGCUGAUAUGCGGAAUCGUGAAACACGGUCAUGCAGAUUUGCGGACAAGCCCCUAUCGCCUAAUGACACGGUUGUGAAAACGCCCGAGGUGAUCCCCUACGUCGCCAGGUCUGUUGCCACGCGGCCUGGAACGCGAAGGCCAUUGUCGGACCCUAACGAGCCUCUGAAACCACCUCAGGCUCUUUACCGAUCUUUUAACAUUAGGAAAAAUUUUGACCUCCUCAUGGGAAAAUAA